Messenger RNA from Archocentrus centrarchus (flier cichlid), 2240 nucleotides. RefSeq names its product methyl-CpG-binding domain protein 1-like. The record is from RefSeq and is a predicted model, not a curated record. Gene Ontology annotation, cellular component: nucleus. The coding region runs from base 324 to 2240 and encodes 638 amino acids. Gene Ontology annotation, biological process: negative regulation of transcription by RNA polymerase II; DNA methylation-dependent constitutive heterochromatin formation. Lineage: Eukaryota; Metazoa; Chordata; Actinopteri; Cichliformes; Cichlidae. Gene Ontology annotation, molecular function: methyl-CpG binding; zinc ion binding. The transcript has 16 exons.
ACGUUACUCCCGUUUUAAGUGCUUUCUGUUCAACCAAGUUAGCGUUGAUAACACAUUGCUGUUUAGGAUCUCGCUCACCUCCGUGUCACCAUAUCACCGUCCUAUAUGUCCAAGAAUCGGAGACCUUGAAGCAGUAACAUCACUUAGCAGCUAAGGGUUCGUCAUGACAAACUGAUCAGAUUACAACCAUCCUGACGGCUCAGAGGCCAGGACAUCCAGGGGUAGUGUGAACACACGCUUCUUUAAAUGGGAUGCAAGACCGCCUAUAAAGUUUAUCUGCGGGGAAUCACUCUGGACCGACUGUAGCUUAAACUUGUGCAUCAAUGAAUGAGGAAACCCUCGAGAGCCCACUCCAGGGCACAGAGACUGUAGCUGAAGAUGCAGAACAAAGAACAGAUACGACUAUCGGUGAGAGAGACACUGUAGAAGAUGAUGUGCGACAAAGCUCAGAGAAUAAGAGCAGCGAAACAGAGAACACUUCCGAUGCUGCACCAGAACCAUCAGAUGGUGUGAAUACAGAGGAAACCCACAGCGCUGGUCCUGCAGAAGAAAAAGCAGCAGAGGAGAAAGAGGAGGCUAAGGUUUCUGGUGGCGAGCCUCCUGUUGACUGGUUUGAGCCACUUGAAGAUGAUGACGAUGCCGAAAGCAAUGAUAGAAAUGAUCCAGAGGAAGAGAGCCUGGCAGGAGAAAGUGAAAGGAGCGAGAGUGUGGCUGGCAGUGAGAGCACCUUCAAAAAGAUCUAUCAGCUUCAAGCACCUCGUCGUAAACGAUCACACCCUGAUGAGGGAUGGGUGGACUGGCCUGGAUUGGGAGAGGGCUGGAAGCGCAAAGAGGUCGUUCGACGCUCUGGCUCCAGCAUUGGCCAGACGGAUGUGUAUUACUUAAGUCCACGUGGUGAUCGAGUGAGAAGCAGAGUAGAGCUGGCUUCAGUGCUGGAAGGACAGGACUUGUCCAACUUUGAGUAUAAGACGGGCAAGUUCUACGAUAGCGAAAACCCGCUCCCGAGAGUUCGAAACAGAAAGAGAAAGGUCCGCGAACGUUCUUCCUCAGAGUCCAGCUGGAUGGAGAGGGGAGAGGGGGCAGACACUCCUGACUCUCAUCACAGGCUCACCCCAAGCCUCGGGCCUAAAAAUGUCAACUCCAGUCAGACAAAUGUCCCUUUGAACAGUACAGUGGGAACUCCAACUCAAGGGCCUCGAAAUGAGGAUCCACCCUCCGAGGAUAAAAUCAGACUUCCCGCUCCCUCGUCAUCUCAGUCGCGUCCGCUCCCGUCCAUAAAUGGAGAGAUCGGGUCAGAGGACAGCACCCUGAUCUGUGCCAGAUGUGGCAUUUCCUUCACAGGCACGUGGUACGACAAACAAAGAAAGAGGCCCUGCUGUCCCACCUGUUGGGUUGCUUCAAAGACGAAAGAACAUCCAAUGAUUCGCUUCAGAAAGUGGAUUCCUUGCGGUCAGUGUGUGGGAUGUCAUAACACAGUCAAUUGUGGGCAGUGUGCCAAUUGCAAACAUGGGCUGCAGAGCCCCGAGUCCCGGAAACGCAUAUGCCGAAAACGCAAAUGUAUAUGUCCUAUUCGCAAGGGACCUGGAAGCGGCGGCUUCAUGCAGCAGAGGCCUUACAAUGACAUUCCUGAGACAUUUGAUGACAGCAUGAGUUUCCAGAGUGAAGUUACAGAUUCACAGCACCCCAGUCUCAAAAGCAGCGACACAGAGAACUUCUCAGUCAACGUGGAUGUUGAUGAUGAGGAUGACAUGUCGACUGAUGAUGACGAUGAUUGGCACAAAAAGCGGAAGCGGCGUUCCUGUGGAGAAUGCAAGGCCUGUCUCUGUAGGAAAGACUGCGGCACGUGUGAUUUCUGCAUAGACAAGCCCAAGUUUGGGGGCAGCAACAAGAAAGGCAGAAGUGUCGUCUACGUCAGUAUUAACUGGAGCUCGUCACCCGUGAGAGGUAGCAAACACUCUUUUGACAUGAACGUGGGAAACCACCAAUCAUCUAUGCAGUUGAAUAAUUCAGAUUUUGGAGCGCGGAAUGGGCUGUCGGACCGAGUCCCUCACAUCAGCAACCACAGCAGCCCACACCAAGACCAGCAAAACAAAUGGGAUGCAGAGAGAGCUCAAACUGGCAGAGAUGGCCCAAAGCAAGCUGCUGAAGAUGAUGAGGAUGAGUUGCCGAUGAUUACGCAGAUCUUCAGUUUGGCUGAUAACACAGUUGGGACUGGUGCAGACGCAGAAACCAGCUCAUGA